Dendrobium catenatum is the source of this 1266-nucleotide messenger RNA. RefSeq names its product protein ALP1-like. The transcript is spliced from 2 exons. Bases 1 to 1266 code for a protein of 421 amino acids. Lineage: Eukaryota; Viridiplantae; Streptophyta; Magnoliopsida; Asparagales; Orchidaceae. The record is from RefSeq and is a predicted model, not a curated record.
AUGACAGAGGAUUUGUUAAAUUUUGAGGAGGACGAAGUACUUGAUGAUAUGUUAGAAGUUAAUGAGCGUAAAGGAGUGACAAAAUAUACUCGUAUAAUACUCACAACGACAUGUGCAAUUCAUGAUUACUAUGCAUUGUAUGUUUGCAAGAAUCCUUGCAUGACAUCAGCUCUAACGGGAGAUAAAUGGUUGUGUGAGUUGUCGCAUGGCCAUCCAAAUAGAUUUCAUAACAUGUUCAAAAUGUCACAAGUUAUUUUUAUGGACUUAGUUUCUUUGUUGGAAUCAUCAUAUGGUUUACAUGGAUCUCGCAGAACUUCUACUCGAGAGGUACUUGCAAUAACUUUGUACAUUUUGGGACAUAAUGAGAGUAUUAGAUCAACAUGUGAACAAUUUCAGCACUCUAAAGAGACGAUUAGUAGGUUUUUUUAUAAUGGUCUGCAAGCAUUAGUUCGAUUAUCAAUGGAGAUCAUUGCACCUGUAGAUAAAUUUUUCCAUCAUAUUCCUGAAAAAAUAAUUAAUGACAAAAGGUACAUGCCAUACUUUAAAGAUUGCAUUGGUGCUAUUGAUGGCACACAUGUUGAUGCACGCAUCCCUAUUAAAGAACAGGUCAUUUAUAUUGGACGUCAUCAUUCACCGACACAAAAUGUUAUGGCUGCAUGUGAUUUCAACAUGUGUUUCACAUUUGUUUCACCUGGUUGGGAGGGUUCGACACAUGAUGCACGUAUAUUUAAACAUGCAGUGAUGGAUCCGAAAUAUAAUAUUCCUGCACCACCUCCAGGAAGGUUUUACCUAGUUGAUGCAGGUUACCCUCUACAAAGGGGAUAUUUGAAGCCAUACAUUGGAACCAGAUAUCACUUACCUGAUUUUAGAAGAGGUAGUAGAACUAUUAUGGGACAUAAGGAGCUUUUUAAUAGUAGACAUUCCUCACUAAGAAGUGUAAUUGAACGUUCCUUUGGUGUAUGGAAAAAGAAAUGGGGAAUAUUAAGAGAUAUGCCUAAUUAUAGUUUUAAGAAGCAACGUCUUAUUGUUGUUGGUACCAUGGGCUUACAUAAUUAUAUUCGACGACAUAUAUCACGAAAUGAUCCAGAUUUCAUAGACUGUGACGUUGAUGAAAAUUUUAUUCAUCCAGAGGCAUAUCAAUGCAGAGUAGGAGAGCAAAUUGAAGAAAGUAAUGUGUUAUAUGCCGAUGUAGAGUUUGGUGAUGACGAGGGGGUGAAUGAAAUGAUUGAACUGAGAGAGAAAAUUGCAUUUGAACUAUGCAAUUAG